CUAAAAAAACACCAUCUCUUUACAUUCCGACCCUCCCACCUCCUGUGUCCUGUGUCCCUGCUCUACCUGAAGGCCUUGGAGACCAACAGAACCAGCGGCAGUAUUGAACCAUACAUCUCUGGCACCAAAACGGGCAUUCUCUCAAGCCGAGUGCCCUCUCCUUCAGCAGCGUUAACCCCUGGCCAGAGGAAGCACCCCCAGGAGAGGGCGCUACCGGCCCUGAAAGCCUCCUCCAGUCAAGCCAAGGCGCUGCUGGCAAGCCUGACCGCCGCCGGGUUGAGCGCCGAGGCCCUGCUCCUCUCCUCCGCCCUCCGUCAUCACCGGCUUCUGCGCGAGCAGCGAGCCUCCUCCCUGCCUCUCCCCAGCAGCCGGUCCUCUUCCCCUACUCCUGAUGCCUUCCCCUCCUCCUCUCCCUCGCCCACCACCCCUACUCCAUCCCUGUCUCCCUCCUCUCCCGUCCCUCUGAGUUCCCUCACCCUCCCCUCUGGGGAUCUCAAGCCCAGCGGUCGUAGCCUUGACAGCUGCAGCCUCGACGAGGAGGAGGUUUGCAGCGAGCCUGUGAAAAAGGACCUCACCCCCGGCAACUCUCUGUGAGGAAGAGGAGGAUGAAGACACAGGGGAACGCAUUUCAACAUCGUCAUGAACCAUAACCAUUUUAAACGAUUUUUUUUAUUUUCUUUUAUUCUUCCUUGUCUCUACUUUUGUCUGCAGUUUGCAGAGUCAUCAUAUUUCCAUGGAAAGAACUACCACCCUGUAAAUGGAGUCACUCUCUUCCUCCCUCUGAUCUGGCUCCCCAGUUUCUCUGAAGUUCUCCCACACACUCAUACUGCCAGUUUCCCAGCCCAAGAGCGCACGAAUGGCCCUCCCCUCCCACCAGCUGCCUGCUAUAAGCUGAUGAGAUAACUGACAGCACCGAUCUCAUAUAUACCCUCACUCAGUGGGUCGUUAGUGGAGUAGAUAUAUAAUAUCUGUGACUUUUAUCAUAGAAAAUAGAACGCAAUAAUCACAAAGUGAGUCCUGUAGUCGUGUGUGUCCUGGAUAAUAUUACUCUCACUAAACUGCAUCACAGCAGAACGUGAGCCCGCUCAGAAAAAAAAAGAAGAAAAAAUCUAAAGUAGGUUGAGGUGAUGGUUGUGGUUUUAAGCUGUUAUUCGUUCAAAAGGCACUUGUGGCUUUUCUUGCAUCACACGUGUUUUACAUUCUGAACUGGUGCUACAUUUUCCCCUCUGUUUGUACACACUGCGUGAAGAGUUUACAUGUCUGUCCCUGACCUUUGACCUGCGCUUGGUUGCAAGUGUACACAACACUGUCUGCAUAAGGAAUUCACGUCACAGUAUCGAUAUGCAGAUAUACCCUAGGAAAGUAUGGAAUUAAUUAUGAAAACACUAUACCUACAAAAGCACACUGCAGGGAGCAGUCCUAUUAUAGCACACGUCUAUUUAAAAAUGGAACAAACCCGCACAGAGACACAAACAGAAGGGAAAAAUGAAAAUCGUGUAAACAAAUGUUCAUAGGGGUGUUAUAUACAAAUGUUGAAUCUCUGUGUGUGUGUGUGUGUGUGUGUGUGUGUGUACGAGCUAGUGAAUUAUGACAAUCAGGAUGUUCCCACUGUAGCAUCUCACAGGUUGCUAUGGCAUUUUUAGCACCUGACAUCACCAAACCAUCCCAAAGACUCAAGCACACCCAGCUGCGGAUAACACACGCAGACUCUGCUAGUCGAUAUUUUCCUUAUUUCUGUUCCAGGAUACUUUGGGUGAUGAUUCAUCUUUAGUCUCAUCUGUUGAAAGGAGCACUCUGGUUAAAAUAUGGAAUGUGAUUUCCCCCCCUCGAAGGAAUCGGAUGUGCUGUGUUUUCGCCCCUUGUUUUGAAUUUUUUACAUUUUCAAUUUGCCGAACCUUAUUGAAGAAGCUUCUUUAUACAAGCACAAAAUGUAUCUUUACUCUAGUGAAUCGAUGACUCCUGACAUCAUCUCACCCUUUGGGUUGUCUUUGAAAGAUUAAUCAGCACAUAUUUAGAUAUUAAGAUGCAACACAACUCUGUUGAGGAGAAUAUAGAAAUAUAAAUCGAGCACAGUUUCCUCCCACACACAUUUCUUACUCAAAUUUUCACUUAUAGCAUCUGGUUGAUCACCACGAGCACAAAGCCACAAGGGCGAGAGACAGAAAAACAUUCCCUCACAUUAAAGACACUGUACAUUAGAUUUACCCGAUGUUUCCGUGGCCUCGUUUGUUUUUUAUUACCGGCAUGUUCAAACAUGAAACACUUAUGAAUGUCCGGCCCUCUGAGUUCCUCAGCGACAGAAGUUUAAAGCUCCUCAUGGGUCUGUCAGCGUGACCCCUGCACAAGGAACCACUUUGAUGCCGCCUGUCCUGUGUUGUCGCUUCGUGCCGAGGUCGAACCGACAGUCGUAGACAGAGUGGUUUUUCUUUUGGACUGUGUCAAAUCGAUUCUUUGUGGCAUUGAGAAUCAAGCAUGUGCAAAGGGGCUCAUGUCAAAGAGUAGUCAGUGUGAGGAGAGCGGAUUAGUGUGGAGACAUGUGUCGGAAGGCUACUUUAAUAAGGGCGGCUUUGAGUUGCCGUCUCCAUCGAGGGCGCUCGUGACACAAAGGACCCAAAGAGAUGAGAGGAAGGGCUUGACAGUGAGGGAGCCAUUAAGCGGCUGUUCGUUCCCUGCCCCCCUCUCCCUUUGCUUCGUCUUUGGUGCGGGGCGUCUGUGAGAUAAAAACCACUCAGUCGAGGCUGCGCUUGGACAAGGUUUGAUGAGCCUCAGUUAUGAACAGUGCAAUAUGUAAUUAGCACUCUUACACGUUUACCAAGACAGUGCUUUUACCCUUUGGGAAACCCCCCCUGCCUGUUUUUCUCUAGAAGGACCUGUACCAGUGUUUCUGUUUUCCCAGUGCCUCUGAGAUUUUGUUCUUGCCAGAAGACCUCCGUUGAUCUUGUGUGACAGUAUUAGAUCGACAGCAAUGACAGAAUAACACUUUUACCCAAAGAAGAGGCUGCCAAAAAAAAAAGGGCUAACCCCCAUUUUUUUCCCUGCAGCAUAAAGAGAAACAGCACUCGCAAUGCAGAGUCUGUCAGGUUGCAGCGGUGACAUGUGACCAAAACACUCCCUCAGAUCUGUCAAAGUGCAAAAACUGCGAGCCCGCAGCGCAGCGAAUUAAGCCGCACCCUGGGCGCUCUGCGGCUCUGCCAGGCGGGGUCGAGCCCUCUUCGCCGUAUUGAGUGAAGUCAAAUGAAAGAAAUUCACUCACUCAUGCUGUUCCACUCUCAAGUCCAUAACUUUUUUCCGAGUUGAAUUUGCUGCAUUGGCGUCUGGAGAGCGUUGGGGAGGAAGCGUUCACGCUUGAUCGCUUUUCCCUAAGUGACAUCUGAGAUGAAACCCUCCGAGAUUCGCGUGACGUCGCCCUCUGGAAUGGUUUCUGUUUAUUUCAUUUUUUUUUUUUUUUUCCAAGACAAGUGUUGCUGUGAUUUCAACAUGGCUGAACGCUUAGAGGGCAUGUUGUCGAGACCCCUGGCAAUCAGAAAAACUAUUGCAAACUUGAAAUCAAACCUAGGCGAAAUAUACAUAUAUAAAUAUAUCUAAGUGCGAUGUUUGUGUAUGAUAUUAUAAUUGUGAAGAAAAGUGUGAUAUAUAUAUAGGCCUAGAUUAAAUGAUAUACUGUAAAAUGUCCUCAUCUCUUCGGUUUUAUAUAUUAGUGACCAUUUUGUACAGAUGUUUUUUUUUUUUCUUUUUUAACUCAUUGUAAGAGAUUAUUUAUUCAUAUGCAGAACAUUUUUAUAUUUGUUUAAAAAUAUCUGUAUAGACAAGAGUUAGCCUCUGUAAUAUACACUGAAGUUCAUUUUUUUUUAUUCUAGGCUUUUCUUUAUGAACACUGACUUUAAUGUUCUUUUUCAUUUAUGAAAAGCCUGUCCCUGAAAACACUUGUCCAGCUCGUCUGCACCUUCGCCUCCUGAUGUGAAGGGUAACAUUGAGGUGUCAGUGGCUGGACCAGUGCCUGUGCUUCGGGGCUUAUUUUGCUACUAUCUUUUAAUUCUGGGGUUUUGUUUUGAGUAUCUGUGGUUUUUCUUUUUCUCUCGCCCCAUGUUGUGUUUGUGGUUUGGCUGGCAUUAGUGAUAGUGGAGAUGGUCAGAUAUUGUCACAACUACUGUGAGAGAAGAGUCAAUUCGCCUGAAGGCCUCAUUUAGAGCCUUGCUGCUUUGACGUUAAGUAGGUUUGAAAAAGGCUUUAAUUUUCCAUGUUUGCAUGUGAACAGGAACAGUAGCAGUGUGGAUGCUCAGUGCAGAAAGCGUUCAGAGGCAACACGCUCUGAAUCAUCACAACAGGUGGGACUGGGUGACGUCGCUUAUUAUCUGCUCCAGUUGUUCCACCGAGCGGCUUUAAGUAGCAGUUGAGCGAAAAACACAAGCUUUGUUUAAAAACCACCACGACGGAUCAAAAAGGGAAUUACGUGACGUUUUAUCUCUUCCUUUGCCAUUGUAUUAUUUUUUUUUAUAUAUAUAUAUAUAUAAUGAACCUACAUUCUAUAGUAUGUAAAUGAGGUUUUUACAUGAAUGUGUGGAUGUUCCUUGGCAUCGAAAAAGCAGAGAAAAACUAAAAUUGACUUGUAAAUAGGCCGAGUCAUUCCUAGCGAGUUCAACAAAUUGUUAUGUCCAAAAGAAGAUGUUUUAUGAAUAAACUAUGACGAUGGGUACAAAGUUAUAUACAAAACAAUGCAUGUAUAGUUUCAAGCAAUCGCACGGUGCAGUUGAAAAAAUGUUGUCUCCAUGUUUUCUCAAGAAGAAAUGAGAACGAGAGGAAGAGGAAAGUGGUUGUCUAUGUUAGAGGUUUACAAACAUGAAGAAUGACGACAUUAUUCUGUUAUCUGUGACGCAGGCAUGUUCAGUCCUACUGUGAUGUUAUGUGGUGGUGAUGAUGAUGAUGAUGAUGAUGAUGAUGACGAUGACGAUGAUGAGGAUAGAGUGCUGAAUGUCUAAGAGUAUGAAAAGCUGGAACACGGCCCAACCAGAGACGUUCACCAGCGUUGGUGAACUCUUUCCACAAAAGAGUGAUUCUCCCAUUUGUAGAGUAGUGUGACAUAAGAACAAGAAUAACACAGAAAAUAGAUCUAUAAUAUAAUGAUAUAUAAAUUUAAAAGCCUACUGAUACUGGAGAUACUAAUUUAUCAGUGUGGAUGCCAUGAUAUUCUGUGAGAUGUGUGUGUUUUUCCUGUGAGAAGACGGCAGGCAGUUGAACCUGCCUUCUUUUGUACAUAACUUGCUGUGAUUGUGUGUCCAAUAAAGUGCAGCUCUCUUGUA
Molecule: messenger RNA, 5297 nt
Organism: Platichthys flesus (European flounder)
Lineage: Eukaryota; Metazoa; Chordata; Actinopteri; Pleuronectiformes; Pleuronectidae
Exons: 1
Source: RefSeq, a predicted model, not a curated record